CACUACUGGCAACGCACGUGUAUAAAUAUUAAAGUUAUUGGAUUGCUGUUUUUUCACACAAAAUGGAUGUUGUUAAAGCAGUUUUAGAAAAACACCAAAAGGAAUUGGAUAAAUACAAGCCAAUUACAGUAGAAAAACAUCUUGAAUGCCGCAUAGAUGUAGGCACCCUACUCAUCACAGAUCCCAAUGAUUUUGACGACCGGCAGCUCGCCAACAAUAAGGAGGAGUAUUUGGCUGCUCUGACCCGUGAAAAUACACAACUGCUGGUCAAUGCUAUUUGGGAACUGCCAACCGAACGUGUGGACGAAAGUAUUGUGGCCAAGUUGCCCGAGCCAACAACUGUGCUGCCGCGUCUACGCAAACCGCCAGGUCCACGUCCCUUGACGAAAUGGGAGAAGUUCGCCAAGGAAAAGGGCAUCACAAAGAAAAAGAAGGACAAGAAAACCUACGAUGAUGUCCUGGAUAAAUGGGUACCUACGUAUGGCUUCAAACGAGCCGAGGCUGAGAAAGAUAAGGACUGGGUGCUGGAGGUGCCCCAGAAUGCGGAUCCCAACACAGACAUGUUCCAAAAGAAGAUGGACUUGCGCAACGAGAAGGUUGCCAAGAACGAGAUUCAGCGUAUGCGGAACAUUGUGCGGGCCAAAAAGAUUGACAUGCCACGCAGCGGCUAUCUGGGCCCAGAGGCCGCAUCUUCCAACCAGCUGCUUACUGCCGUGACGGUAGCCAAAUCUUCAACUGCAUCGGUGGGCAAAUUCCAAAGCAAAUUGCCUAAAGAGAAGGAGGCACGUGGUCUGGGUGUUAAGGAACUGAUACCAGGCGGCAAACGCAAAGCAUCGCAUAUCACAGCACAGCCUGAGAGAGAGGCCAAUUUGGAUCUUAUCAAGAGUGUUCUUAGUAAAAAGCCCAAAAUAGAUGUGGAUAAGGCGAUAUCGCUGCAAAAACAAGACGAGCGGAUAGAACGCGAGGCUGAAGGCGCCAACAGACCUGCGAAAAAGGGUGGCAAGAAGGGCAAAGGCAGUCGCAAGGCAGUAGGCAAGAAGCCUAAGGGUCAUCAAGGUCAGCGUGCACCGGGCAAAAAGGGCCAGACCGGUCGCAAGCGUCGCUAAACCGAAAAAAAAGCGGCUGCAUUAACUAGGACU
Molecule: messenger RNA, 1139 nt
Organism: Drosophila novamexicana
Lineage: Eukaryota; Metazoa; Arthropoda; Insecta; Diptera; Drosophilidae
Product: ribosome biogenesis regulatory protein homolog
Exons: 4
Coding region: 63-1106 (347 amino acids)
Biological process (GO): ribosomal large subunit biogenesis; endonucleolytic cleavage in ITS1 to separate SSU-rRNA from 5.8S rRNA and LSU-rRNA from tricistronic rRNA transcript (SSU-rRNA, 5.8S rRNA, LSU-rRNA); ribosomal large subunit export from nucleus
Cellular component (GO): nucleus; preribosome, large subunit precursor; nucleolus
Molecular function (GO): protein binding
Source: RefSeq, a predicted model, not a curated record